Molecule: messenger RNA, 1648 nt
Organism: Osmerus eperlanus (European smelt)
Lineage: Eukaryota; Metazoa; Chordata; Actinopteri; Osmeriformes; Osmeridae
Product: cytosolic carboxypeptidase 6-like
Exons: 10
Coding region: 1-954 (317 amino acids)
Biological process (GO): proteolysis; protein side chain deglutamylation
Molecular function (GO): metallocarboxypeptidase activity; zinc ion binding
Source: RefSeq, a predicted model, not a curated record
AUGUUCCCCAAGGGCCACACCCCCCAGGGCCACACCCCUCAGGGCCACACCCCUCAGGGCCACCCCCCCCAGGGCCACACCCCUCAGGGCCACACCCCUCAGGGCCACACCCCUCGGGGCCACGAUGACCACAGGCCCGAUGACGUGCCAGUGGUGCAACAGAGACGACUGGACCUUCUGACCAUCACCAACCCUGUGAGUCCGGAGAGAGAGAAGAGGCUGGUGUUUCUCACAGCUCGUGUUCACCCCGGGGAGUCUCCUUCAUCCUUCGUCUGCCAAGGUGUGAUUGACUUCCUGGUGAGCCAGCACCCAGUGGCCCAGGUCCUGAGAGAUCAUGUGAUCUUUAAGAUCGUCCCCAUGCUCAACCCAGAUGGCGUCUACCUUGGUAACUACAGGUGUUCUCUGAUGGGCUUCGACUUGAACCGUCACUGGCAGGACCCCUCUCCCUGGGCCCACCCCACCCUCCACGCUGUCAAACAGCUCAUCGUCCAGAUGAGUCAGGACCCGGUGAGUGUGGAUGCCAGCUCCGUGCCCUGGAGCCUGGCCCUCUGCCCUCCUCACACUGGGCACCAAGCUAAUGAGUCCAACACGUCGUUUAACCGGGACGUGGUGAAGGCCGGUACAGGCAGGCGUUUCCUGGGAGGUCUCCUUGACGACACGUCGUACUGCUACACCCUGGAGGUGUCCUUCUACAGCUACAUGACUGCCAGCAGCACCACCCCCGUACCCUACACCGAGGAAACAUACAUGAGGCUGGGUAGGAACGUGGCUCGCACCUUCCUGGAUUACUACAAACUCAACAACGUCAUCAAAGACCACGUCCCCACACACAUACACAGCUCAGAAGCUUCGCCCCCAGCCCACGGUUGGCAAGGCAACGGGAGGAACCAAGGGAUGGAGAGAGGAGAAAGUGAGAAGGAGAGGAAGAAUCAAGGAGUUAAAGGAGACUUCUAGACCUUCUAGCUGCCUGGCACACAGCUGCUAUGAGCCUGUUGUGUCUGUCUAAGACUCCUAUCAUCUCCUCUACUCACCUUAAGACCCCUUUCACACGCACAUACACACACGCACACACCCGCAUGAGGUUGGGGAUUAGAAGAGUCAGGAAGAGAGGACGGAAUUGGUAGGAAACAAGGGUGCGUGUUUGAGGUUCAUGCUGAUAGGACAAGGACUCCAUGUAUGCACUCUUUAACACGCACGGCCGUUAUCAGCAGAGCAGCGUGCAGCUUCGCUCUCACAGACUGAGCACGUUCAGAUAGCGUCCCGAAAGACUGGAAGGGUGGACUUGACGCCUGACUCGAAUUAAAUGUUUGAAGUAGAUCGAGUGUGACACAUCUACAAACUCCAUGAGGCCUUUAAAUGAAAAGCUCAUUUAAAUUAGAUUUCACCACAUGCUUCCACAUUUCCGAAUGUGCGUGGAAGAUUAUUUUUGUUUCGUGAAUGCAUUUUCCUUUCAGUUUUUCAGUAGUGCACUGUAGCCUGUGUUUAUUUUGCCUUGGUCAUAUGCCUAUGUAUUACUUGAGUCACUUAAAUCAUAAAGGUUUGUGAUAAUGGUGCUUUGUUCAUUUCAAUGUCAAUGCACCGUUUAUGGUGUGGAUAUGGAUAUGGAGCCGUGAAUAAAAUAUGUAACCACAUCAUCUGCGUGAAGUUG